AUAAUUAAUCAAAUAAAGGUGAUGUUCGUUACAGAAGCGACGUGAAAAAACAAUGUUAGCUUCCCAAACGCUCGGAGGACCGUCGCGGUGCGGCCGUGUGCUAGGCCCGCCGCUCGACAAGAUCAUCAAGAACUCCGCGUGGCGGAAACACACUCAUCUCGUUUCCUCAUGCAAAUCCUCACUAGACAAGCUCGAGACCCUCUCCGACACCGGAUUGUCCGAUCCUACGUCUCCGCUGCUUGGCAUUUCGUCUGCCGACGCCAACUUCGUCCUCAACCCGAUCCAACUCGCCUUAGAAACAAAUUACGCCAAAGUCGCCGAGCCAGCCCUCGAAUGCACCUUCAAAUUGUUCUCAUUCGGCCUAUUUCGCGGCGAGAUCCAUAACAACGUAUCCAAUCCGAUCCUGUACAAGAUCGUCGAAGGUGUUUGCACAGUCGGCGGCAUCGGCGAGGAAUCGCUCGACCUCGCGGUAUUACGAGUUUUGCUUGCCGCCAUCCGAUGCCCUUGCGUUUUGGUCCGUGGUGAAUGCUUGAUUAACGUCGUUAGGACUUGUUAUAACAUAUAUUUACGCGGUUUAAGCGGGACUAAUCAGAUCUGUGCUAAGUCCGUUCUAGCGCAGAUUAUACUAAUUGUAUUCACCCGAGCGGAGGAAGAUUCCAUUGAUGUUCCGAUCAAAACGGUGUUUGUUAGUGAGCUUUUAGAGUUCAGUGAUAAGACUUUAAAUGAAGGGAGUUCGAUUUAUCAUUGCCAGAAUUUUGUUAGCGAGGUUAUGAAUGCUAGUGAAGGGGUUCCGGAUUUGAAGCUUUCGCAGCCAUGUAAGGAUCAGGAGUUGCAAAAUGUGGAGCUUAAGGUGUCAAAAUGGGAGGAGGUGGAGGAGAUUGGGGAGGAAGAGACGAAGGAAGGGGCGGAAUCGGGUUCUACUGGGAUUAGUAAAAUUAGGGAGGACGGUUUUCUUGUUUUUAAGAAUUUAUGUAAAUUGUCGAUGAAGUUUUCAUCUCAGGAGAAUGAUGAUCAGAUCCUUUUGAGAGGGAAGACGCUGUCUUUGGAGCUGCUCAAGGUUGUUAUGGAUAAUGGGGGUUCCAUUUGGCGCUCGAAUGUGAGGUUUCAUAAUGCAAUUAAGCAGUUUCUCUGCUUAUCGUUGUUAAAGAACAGUGCAUUGUCAGCGAUGACCAUUUUCCAGCUCCAGUCUUCUAUUUUUAUGAGCUUAUUAACGAAAUAUAGAACAGGGUUGAAAGAUGAAAUUGGAAUAUUCUUUCCCAUGCUCGUCCUCCGAGUUCUGGAGAAUGUUCUACAGCCAAGUUUUGUACAGAAAAUGACAGUCCUUAACCUAAUGGAAAAGAUUGCUGCAGAUUCACAGAUUAUCGUUGAUAUAUUUGUGAACUAUGACUGCGAUGUGGAUUCACCAAACAUAUUUGAAAGGAUUGUCAACGGCCUUCUGAAAACAGCUCUAGGACCGCCACCUGCUUCAACCACAACCUUGUCUCCAGUCCAGGAUAUUACUUUCCGGCAUGAAUCAAUGAAGUGUUUGGUUAGCAUCAUUAAGUCAAUGGGAAUUUGGAUGGACCAAAAGCUGGCAGUAGGUGAUUCUGUCUUGCGUAAGAGCUUCAAGAGUGACACUUCGUUAGAACGCUUUUCGAAUCUGACUGCAGAAGAUGGAACGGUCCCUGAUUAUGAGUUGCAGCAAGAAAUGAAUUCUGAAUUGUCAAAUGCUGCUACACUUGAGCAACGGCGGGCUUACAAGAUUGAACUUCAGAAAGGUGUCUCGUUGUUUAACAGGAAGCCAUCUAAAGGCAUUGAGUUUCUUAUAAACACCAAAAAGGUUGGCAACUCUCCGGAGGAGGUGUCUUCUUUUCUGAAGAAUAACACUUCUGGGCUGAAUGAAACAAUGAUUGGUGAUUAUCUGGGUGAAAGGGAGGAAUUUGCUUUGAAAGUCAUGCAUGCUUAUGUAGAUUCAUUUGAUUUCAAAUCUAUGGAUUUUGGUGAAGCAAUAAGGUUCUUCCUACAAGGCUUCAGGUUACCAGGUGAAGCGCAGAAAAUUGACCGCAUCAUGGAAAAGUUUGCUGAGCGCUAUUGUAAAUGCAAUCCUAACUCAUUUACUAGUGCAGAUACUGCAUACGUACUGGCAUAUUCUGUCAUAAUGCUCAACACUGAUGCCCAUAAUAGCAUGGUCAAGGAGAAGAUGACCAAGUCUGAUUUCAUUCGAAACAACCGAGGAAUAGAUGAUGGCAAGGAUUUACCUGAGGAGUAUCUUGGUGCUCUUUAUGAUCAGAUUGUGAAAAAUGAAAUUAAGAUGAAUGCUAAUUCUUCCGUUCCUCAAAGCAUGCAGGCGAACAGCUUAAACAAGUUACUGGGUUUGGACGGUAUACUCAAUUUGGUCAGUUGGAAGCAAGCCGACGAAAAGGCAUUGGGUGCAAACGGGCUUCUUAUUAGACAAAUCCAAGAGCAGUUUAAGGCGAAGUCAGGAAAAUCAGACUCUGUGUAUCAUUCUGUUUCAGAUGUAGCAAUCUUGAGGUUUAUGGUGGAGGUCUGCUGGGGACCCAUGCUGGCUGCAUUCAGUGUCACUCUUGACCAGAGUGACGAUAGAAUUGCUACCACCCAAUGCUUACAGGGCUUUCGACAUGCUGUUCAUGUAACUGCAGUAAUGGGAAUGCAGACACAGAGAGAUGCUUUUGUCACAUCAACGGCAAAGUUCACCUUUCUCCAUUGUGCUGCCGACAUGAAACAAAAGAAUGUUGAUGCUGUAAAAGCAAUAAUUUCUAUUGCCAUUGAAGAUGGUAACCAUCUUCAGGAAGCCUGGGAGCAUAUAUUGACAUGCCUGUCCAGAAUUGAGCAUUUGCAACUGUUGGGGGGAGAAGGUACUCCAACUGAUACAUCUAUUUUAUCUGUGCCUACCACUGAAACCGAUGAAAAGUUUCCAAAACCUGCUGUUUUUCAAUCUCUGAAGAGAAAAGGAUCACUCCAGAAUCCAGCUGUAAUGGCAGUUGUCCGAGGAGGUUCAUAUGAUAGUACCGCUGGAGUCAACAGUUCGGGACUUGUAACUCAAGAGCAGAUUAAUCACUUCAUUGCAAACUUAAAUUUAUUGGAACAGAUAGGAAGUACCGAGUUGAACCAUGUUUUCGUACAUAGCCAAAGAUUAAACAGUGAAGCCAUAGUGGCAUUUGUGAAGGCACUUUGCAAAGUUUCAAUAACAGAGUUGCAGUCUCCAACAGAACCUCGUGUGUUUAGCCUCACAAAACUCGUUGAAAUAGCGCAUUACAAUAUGAACCGCAUCAGAUUAGUUUGGUUUCGAAUAUGGAAUGUUCUCUCUGAUUUCUUUGUUUCAGUUGGCCUGUCUGAGAAUUUAUCAGUAGCAAUAUUUGUGAUGGAUUCAUUGCGGCAGCUUGCUAUGAAAUUCUUAGAACGCGAGGAGCUGGCAAAUUACAAUUUCCAGAAUGAAUUUUUGAGGCCAUUUGUGAUUGUUAUGCAAAAAAGCAACUCUGUAGAAAUAAGGGAAUUGAUAGCUCGAUAUGUUUCUCAGAUGGUACUUAGCCGCUUCAGUAGUGUGAAAUCUGGAUGGAAAAGUGUCUUUAUGGUGUUCACAGCUGCUGCUGUGGAUGAGCGGAAGUAUAUCGUCCUGAUAGCUUUCGAGACCAUGGAAAAAAUAGUUCGAGAAUACUUUCAUCAUGUAAGAGAGACAGAUGCUGCCACUUUUACCGACUGUGUAAGAUGUCUCAUCAAGUUCACAAAUAGCAGGUUUGACAGUGAUGUUAGCCUUAAUGCUAUUUCGUUUCUCCGGCUUUGUGCUGUCAAACUUGCCGAGGGAGGGCUUGUUUGCGCAGAUAAGAGCUCCGAUGACGGUUCAUACAUUUCAGUUGCAACUAAGAACAAUUCCGAUCUACAAAAUUUUGCUGAUAUGGAUGUCCAGGCAUCCUUUUGGAUUCCUUUGCUAUUAGGUUUAUCGGAACUAACAUCGGACUCGAGGUUAGCUAUCCGAAAAAGUUCCUUGGAAGUACUUUUCAAGGUCCUGAAGGAUCAUGGUCAUCUUUUCUCACGAACAUUCUGGAUUGGUGUUUUUAACUCUGCUGUUCUCCCCAUAUUUAAUGGUGCAUCUCCUGUAACACUGGGUUCACCGACUUCGAAAUCUCCUCAUUCCAAUGGAAGUCCAUGGGACCUAGAAACUAUUGCCACGGCAACACAGAGUCUUGUAGAUCUAUUUAUAAGUUUUUACGAUGUAUUGAGAUCCCAACUACCAAACCUGGUUUCUGUACUGGCAGGAUACUUAAAGAGUUCAAUACAGGGCCCUGCAAGCACCGGGGUCAUGGCAAUGUACCUUUUAACGGUAGAGUUAGGAAGCAGACUUUCGAAAGACGAAUGGCAUGGAAUCCUUCUAGCCAUAAAAGAAGCAGCCUCAGCGACAUUGCCCUGGUUUAUGAAGAUUUUGAGAACCAUGGAUGGCAUCAAGUUGCCCGAGAAUUCUGGAUCCUCUACUACUACUGAAACAAGUUCCGAGCAAGGAUUGUCCAAGGAUGACGUGGAGGAAGAUAAUCUGCAAACUGCAGCUUACGUGAUCUCGAAAAUGAAGAGUUAUAUUGCGGUCCAGCUGCUCAUCAUGCAGGUCAUAACCGAUAUGUACAAAACGAACUUAUACUUCCUGGCAUCUGCCAAUGUAAAUGUCAUCGUCGAGACAUUUUCUUCCAUUACAUCACAUGCUCAGCAACUGAACUCGGAGACCGCCCUGCAAAAGAAAAUCAAGAAGAUAUGCUCGGCAUUGGAGAUCUCCGAACCGCCUGUGGUCCACUUCGAGAGCGAGGCUUAUCAAAACUACCUCAACUUCCUCCAAGAUCUAGUCAAGAACAAUCCAUCCGCCUCUAGGGACAUGAACCUAAGAUCACUAGUGGCAGUGUGUGAAAAGAUAUUGCUGAUAUACCUCAGCUGUACCGAUUACAACUACGCGGCGGAUAAGAAAUUGGUCGAGAUGCCGGUAACUCAUUGGAUUCUCCCAUUGGGAAUAGCCAGAAAGGAGAAAAUGGCAGCUAGAACGCCUCUGCUCGUGUCGGCAUUGAAGGCCUUGAGUUGUUUGGAGAGGGAUUCAUGCAGAAAUUACAUUGCAGAUAUCUUUCAUCUGUUGGUGGAUCUGGUCCGAAGCGAGCAUGGCUCCACCGAAGUUCAACAUGCUCUAAGCAACAUUUUCCAGGCAUGUAUAGGCCCAAUAAUAAUGCAAUAAGUUCAUUAUGCUACAUAAUCUUGCAUUUUCUUUUAUCUGCCAUUAUCACAAUU
Molecule: messenger RNA, 5256 nt
Organism: Hibiscus syriacus
Lineage: Eukaryota; Viridiplantae; Streptophyta; Magnoliopsida; Malvales; Malvaceae
Product: brefeldin A-inhibited guanine nucleotide-exchange protein 1-like
Exons: 11
Coding region: 53-5203 (1716 amino acids)
Biological process (GO): regulation of ARF protein signal transduction
Cellular component (GO): trans-Golgi network
Molecular function (GO): guanyl-nucleotide exchange factor activity
Source: RefSeq, a predicted model, not a curated record